AUGAGGCAUACUACACCGACAUCUUCAUCAUUCUCAUCUGAGCUCGUGUCAGUGGAACCUCGCGAAGUGCAACAUAUUGCUAGAGCGUGCCGAGAACUGAGGAAAGCUAAGCUACUGCCGCCACAUUGCCGGGCCAUAUCGCUCAUUAAGGGUAUUGGUGUCAGGAAUGGUUGGCCUUUGACCCUGACACACGAAAUCGGUUCUAUAUUGGACCUGCCGAAGCCAUGUAUCCUUUCGGGCGCAAAUGUGGCUAACGAUGUUGCCGCUGAAAACUUCGCGGAGGCGACAAUUGGCCAUGCAGACGGUGAGACCGAGACGGCAGCGUUGUGGCAAUUGCUUUUUGACAGACCUAACUUCAAGAUCAACGUUCUCCCAGAUGUUGACGGCGUCGAGGUUUGCGGAGCACUGAAGAACGUCGUCGCCCUUGCCGGUGGUUUCUGCGAAGGAAUGGGCCAGGGUACUAACACAAAGGCAGCAAUCCUCCGCCUUGGAGUGGAGGAGAUAAAGACAUUCACCAUGCUCUUUUUCGGGGAUCUCCUUGCUGACACGCUGUACGACAGCGCAGGCUAUGCUGAUGUUAUCACUACCGUAUUUGGAGGGCGCAACGCCAGAGUGGCUGCGGCUUUCGUGCGCAACAGAGGCAAGGACUGGGAUCAGCUGGAGAAGGAAAUGCUCAACGGCCAAAAGCUGCAAGGGCCGGCUACGCUCGAACUGGUGGCUGAGGUGAUACGUGCAAACGAAGUUGAGCAUCUUUUCCCGUUGUUCAUGUCGACGUACGCGGUAGCAUUUGAAAAUGCCGAGCCGGAGGCAAUCCUCGACGUUUUCCGCACCAAUCGGCCGCGUAGCAUUCAGCGGAGUGAAGAUUGCGUGAAGCUGAAAGUUCCCUCGCUCGUGAAAGAUGCAAGGACACGAAUUGCGUCCCGCAUGAAGAAGCUUGGGAGAAGCAUCAGUGAACUGACAAGGAACCCACCAGACACCCCCGACAGCGCCUCAGAAGAAAGCAACCACAAGGCAGAGAAUAAUUGCGCCAAGCUGUAA
Eimeria mitis is the source of this 1038-nucleotide messenger RNA. RefSeq names its product glycerol-3-phosphate dehydrogenase, putative. The coding region runs from base 1 to 1038 and encodes 345 amino acids. Gene Ontology annotation, cellular component: cytosol; glycerol-3-phosphate dehydrogenase (FAD) complex. The transcript has 6 exons. Gene Ontology annotation, molecular function: NAD binding; glycerol-3-phosphate dehydrogenase [NAD(P)+] activity. The record is from RefSeq and is a predicted model, not a curated record. Gene Ontology annotation, biological process: carbohydrate metabolic process; glycerol-3-phosphate catabolic process. NCBI's taxonomy places the organism in Eukaryota, Apicomplexa, Conoidasida, Eucoccidiorida, Eimeriidae.